AUGGACACAAACACAUCAAGUAAAUUCGAUGAGAACCAAACUUCAGAUGAUUUGCUGAAUAGAUGCUGGGGACACCAAGACUGCUGGGAUUGUUUGUCAGUAAGCCCUUGCUCGUGGUGUGCUGUAUCCUCUACCUGCGUUCCAAAUACAUCUCCUAUGAAGAUCCUCGCACCCAUUUUCAACAGUAAUAUUUGCCCUCUCUGGUCUGAACGAUGGGAAUUGAGAGCGAAACCUCUAGGUUGUCACGUUUCAACCAUCACAUUUUUGACAUUUCUCGGAUCAAUUUAUGGAACACUUUUGGCAUUGGGGAUUAUUAUUCUCAUAAUGAAGUGCUUGAGAACUGGAGAAACGAACCAAAGGUGGUGGAAGAUAUCGAGGCAGUAUCCAAGGAGAUUCUGGAAGAAGAAGAAGGACUCAGGAGUGGUUGAGGCAAAUGAUUCCCCAGAAUCUCGUCCAUUAUUAGAAUAG
Molecule: messenger RNA, 468 nt
Organism: Botrytis byssoidea
Lineage: Eukaryota; Fungi; Ascomycota; Leotiomycetes; Helotiales; Sclerotiniaceae
Exons: 2
Coding region: 1-468 (155 amino acids)
Source: RefSeq, a predicted model, not a curated record